AUACACCUUUUCUUCGUGUUAAGUUUGACAACGGCCAAUUUGUACGGACGACUCGUUCUAUGGCAACGUAGAACCUAAACCAGUCACGAACGUGUCGGGACUAUCUUGGUAGGAGAGCAGUAUGCAUUAAAUAAAAAAAGCGUGACGAUGUUUUAGUGCUCCUUUCAAUGUAUGUAUAUAGGACCUCUGGAGAAUAGCAAGAAGGUUAGCUAAUAUGUGCAAGGCGAGCAAGCUAACGUGCUAGCAGUGGUAACGUUAUUCAGGGUUUAACGUUACUGAUGUUAAAUAGUCCGCAGCUGCCAGAGUUGGCUAGUCUGAAUGGCACAGCUAACAAGCUAACUAUGACCAGUGGGUCAUCGCCUGAAUUUGUGCGAAGUCAGUCUGCAUACAGACUUUAAGAGGAAUAAAUGAAGAGGCAUGGAAAGUAACAGGGAUGUCAUUUCGAGGACGGGGUCUUCGGGUUAUUUACAACUGGAUACCCAUAGUAUAGGAUUAGCUUGUUUUCUACGUGGAAUGACACCGUUCAGCUGCCUCAAACACGGGCGUCGGUGAUGCUUUCGAUUGCUGGCCAAAUGCCCCGGUUGUCCGAAUUGGGACAGAGCACCCAAACUACAUUAUAAAUCAUGAAAAACUGCGAGUAUCAGCAAAUCGACCCGCAGGCACUUCCGACACCAACCCCGACCCCACCACCUCAUCAUGGAAACGACAGCGACAAGAGAGAGGAGCCGAAAAGACCGAGGAGAAAGUGGGAAGUUUUCCCCGGAAAGAAUCGCUUCUACUGCGAUGGACGGAUCAUAGUGGCCCGACAGAAUGGGGUCUUGCCCCUCACUCUCGGCCUUAUUCUCGUCACAAGUGGAUUAUUCUUUAUAUUUGACUGCCCCUUCCUGGUCAAACACCUGACCAACUGCAUACCUGUUAUUGGAGGAGGCCUCUUUGUGUUUGUGGUCAUCACCCUGCUCCAGACCAGCUUCACUGACCCUGGCAUCCUGCCCAGAGCAACGCCAGAUGAGGCUGCAGACAUUGAGAAACAAAUUGACAACACUGGAAACUCCAGCUAUCGGCCUCCACCGCGCACCAAGGAAGUCCUUAUCAACCAGCAGGUGGUGAAGCUCAAGUAUUGCUUCACCUGCAAGAUGUUCCGGCCUCCGCGCACCUCCCACUGCAGCCUGUGUGACAACUGUGUGGAGCGAUUUGACCAUCACUGCCCUUGGGUGGGGAACUGUGUGGGAAAACGCAACUACCGUUUCUUCUACACCUUCAUCGUGUCGCUCUCCUUCCUCACAGCGUUUAUCUUCGGCUGUGUGACCACACAUCUAGCCCUGAGGGCUCAAGGUGGAAAAGGCCUGGUGUUUGCUCUGCAAGAGAGUCCAGGCAGUGCAGUGGAGCUGGUGAUAUGUUUCUUCUCAGUCUGGUCCAUCUUGGGCCUCUCAGGCUUCCAUACAUACCUGGUUGCUUCCAACCUGACCACUAAUGAAGACAUUAAAGGCUCCUGGUCAGGCAAGAGUGGAGAAGAUGUCACCAACCCAUACACGCAUAAAAACAUCUUUAUCAAUUGUUGUUCUGUGCUCUGUGGACCCAUGCCACCCAGCUUGAUCGACAGACGAGGUUUCCUGCCCAUGGAUGAAUCUUCCCAGACAGUUAGCGCGGACAUCAACCUGCCCACUCUGGCCACUAAAAGCGAGAUAAACGUGUGCACACAGGGAACUAAAGGUCUGCUGGAGUCGGCCACUCGCUCUCCGCUCAUGUCCACCUCGUGCCCUCAUGGGAAACCUCAGACAGCUCAUACCUGCCCAGACAACAGCCCCGCAGUGAACUCUGACCCCUCACCGGAGCUCUCCAUGAACUGCGGGGCCCGCAAUAUUGCUAGCUCCCAAGGCGACACCUCUCCACCACGUCACACCAAGAGUCGGUCAAAGAAAAAUAAACGAGCGGCUUUGCACAUUCCCAACCCUGCCUUUGACGUCCCUGUUUCCCCAACCUCUCCGGACGCUGGCCCCAGCUCCAAAGCUAGGGGCCACAAAGGUGCCAGCUUUGUCCCUUUGCACUGACUGACUUGAAUGACGGCUUUCUCAAGUGAAAACACACAUUGUUUAAGCUUGCAUGCUGUAACACAGUCAGAUACAGGUGGUAUGAAUUCAAAAUGUUCUUUAUUGUUUGUUGGUUCUCUGGGUCUAUUCAUUGUGUAUGAGGAUGACAAUCACAAAAAUAUGGAAUUAUGUGAUUGCAGUGGAAAUAGGAACACUAGAGCAAAUUGGAUGAAGAUUAUUAAGUAAAGGUUGCAACUUAGCCUUUGGUGUAGAAUGAAAAACAUGAAAAGAGAAAAUUUGCAAGAUGGAGGGCCUGGUUAUUGACAGAGCCAUAUGUCUUUCUGAUGAUUCUCAUGUAAAACGUGAAUUUUACCAGCAUGUCAGAUCCAUCAAUACAAACAUAUUUUUGUGAAAUAGUGGCUUUGAUGUAUCAGGUGGACAAACUCUGGGAGCUUGAAAAGCUUCUUAUGGAGGGUUAAAGCUCAGAAUGUGUUUGCAUCUGUAGGGAGAAAAGUUGCUCUUAAAGGGAAAGUCCAUCCCAAAUAGAUAAUUCACAUAUGGAAUUUCUAUAACUUUGUGCUGCUCAGUUUAUAGUGUGAAUUUGAGCCAGUCUCUCCUUAAACUGAAGAGACAGUUUGUCCUGAUGACAUCAUCUUGAGACAUAUAGGCAGUGAAUAAUUGAACCAGUCAUGGGACUCUGACAGCAGCCAAGGAUGUGGGGACAUUUUGACAUCCAUAUCUGAAAGCUCUGCGUUCAAAUCGAACUCGGUUGGAUGUACAGAUGGGUGACAAAUUAAAAGAAAAACCAACAUAAAUAGUUUUAUUAGGAAUAUCUUCAGUGAUCAUUGUCAUAGAGUCUCUGUGGAACUGUACUGGAGGGACAAACAUCUUUCUUCCAGAUAGAAGACAUUCCCUCAUUUGGUUUUUUGAUGAUGAUACUGGAGACCAGUUUGAAUUUCCAACCGCAGCUCAGACUUUCAGGAACCCCUCAUUAACUGUAUGGCAACUAUGGCAACUUGAGGCGAUUAGAUUUUUUGCAGAUGUGUUUGGUAAUAUGAACCGCUAAAGCACGAUAUCAACUGACAUGAUUUGGGCCGUAAAAGGUGUCCAGUAUGCUUCAAAUGAUUGUUGGAACGUCGAAGGUCGUCUGAAACCAACUCCCCCCGCACCUUACUGAUGUAGCACUUGGGUUGGGGUGGCAUCCAACAAUUUCAGUGACUUUCCAAAAACCGACAAUUUGACAAGCAUACCCACUUGACACAAUGAUUGCACCCUUAUCCCUUUUGAAACUAUUAAUGGUGUCUCGCCUCUCUCUGUAACAGCAGUGUUUUUAUGAGUGUGGCUGUCCGUUACAGCUAUAAACACUUUUGCCUUUUGACGCGUGUUCUAACACCACUUUGUUUGUUUCAGCAUACCCUAACCUUAAGGCAGGUGUUUGCAUAUUUUUUUUAAAAUCAAGAUUCAAGAUUCUGUACUUUAUUGCUAUUUCAACAUAGUUUUUAAGAAGUUAUUAAACUGUAGUCAUUUAUUCAUCAAGUUACUAUAAGCUAAUUGACACAUAGCAAACCUGGAGCCAGGUAGUAUUCUAGCAGUGAAGAACUUGAUGGGUACUUAAAAACAACUAAAUACAUACAUUGCUAUACUUCUCCACACAUUCAUUCAGGUUUUCAUUUGUCGCCCAUCUGUAAUAUCUCAAAGAAAGCUUUAUGGGUCCUUUGAGUUCAGUUAAUUAUUUAUGGCGACUGUAAUGGCUCAGCAGAGAAACAGGUUUGAACCCUGAUGCACGAGACAGACAGGAUAAGUAAAAGUUCACGUUCACUUGUGGUCAAAAUACAAAAGUCCAGACCUGGCAGGCAAAUGGCUAGAAAGCUAAGGCAGAGGAACAAAAGACAAUCUGCAAAGAGUGAAUGGGAAUGGACCAGUGUAUAUACUGCAGGGCUGAUGGGAAAAGUGGGAACAGGUGUGCAGGUAGGUGGGGAGAUCAGGUGAAGGGUAGAGUUAGUAUAGAGAGGUGAAGUCCCACCCAUUCCAGUGUCCCCCAUGGGACCUUAUUUUGGAAAAAAUAUGUAAGUGAUGUUUGUCAAUUUAAAAGACAAUUUUUCAUGUCAAGAAAGUUGCAGUUUGUCGUAGGGUUAUCGUAGUACUAUUUAGUUUUGUGUGAAACCGCUCAGUGAACUACAUCUCUCGCUCGCACAAUACACGUCACCAACACAACAUGGCCGUCCCUUGCGACGUUAGCUUACCUGAUGUGUUUUAUCCAGCGACUCCCGGUCCUUUUAUCAGCCGGGAAGUGAAAGAACGAACAAGACCCGUUGCUAGUGUGAACGGUCUUGUGAUGUCAUUGUCACGGCUUUCUUUGUUUAAAGGUGUUGACUUUACUAACCAAAAUGUUGAAAUUGCACACGUGAAUUCUGUUUUUGUGUGGACUUUCCCUUUAACUUUGCACAAACAACACAGUGACUUAAGUGUGUAUCAGUUGUAUCGGUGCGUGCUGUUGUUCAGAUUUCUAUGCUGUAUAAAUGGCAUUGAAUGCAACUGCAUGAUAAUAACUAAAGACAUAUUUUAUGGUAUUUUUGUUUAUUUACAUCCAUUCAAACAUCCCAUUAUACACCUGAGAGGUCCUAUACCACUUUUUGUAGGAAAGCUGUGAUUUGGAUUCCUGAAUAUAGUUGUGUUGUUCAUUGCCUGUGCUGCACCGCCGUCUGCUCGUGAUGUCACAAAUAUCUCACAAUGAUUUCAAGCUGCCUUUCAAAUCUCCACUUUCUGCUCACACUUUGUAUCAGCAACAGCAAUACCUGUUCUCUCCUCCUUAAAAUGAUUUAACUUUGUGCGCUUUGACAAAUCUGUGAAGAUCUAUGUGAAGGGGCGGGUGUGUUGCUUUGUUCUCAGGGGGAAAGCUGUAGGGGUUAGGUAUUCAAUAUGCAAGUUCUAUGUGACAUAUAUCAUGUUUAUCAACGUUGUAACCUGAUGGCAAUAGCAGCACAAAAAUGCAAUGAUCCGAACAAUCAUCUCCGUGGACUAAAACGUAGGCAUGCACACCCACCCACCCACGCACGCACGCACGCUUGCGCGCGCGCACACACACACACACACACACACACACACACACACACUGUUCGUCUGUAGUUCACCUUAAGAGUGAUAACACUGAGUAGAGCAGCAUCACUUCGUGUGCAGUAUGCGCUGUGUCAAAAGUCAUCCCAACACCUUCUGGAUGAUGGUGAGAGUGAAUGCAAGCAAUGCAUUUCUGAUGAGAAAAACACUGUACUGUAUUUGUACGAACUGUAUGGUUAUUUAAGCCAAUGCUCCUGUCUAAAUAAAGGAGAAGGAAAAUAAAGUUCAAUGAAAUGAA
Messenger RNA from Siniperca chuatsi (mandarin fish), 5379 nucleotides. It is a transcript of the gene zdhhc18b, whose product is annotated as zinc finger DHHC-type palmitoyltransferase 18b. The record is from RefSeq and is a predicted model, not a curated record. Gene Ontology annotation, molecular function: protein-cysteine S-palmitoyltransferase activity. NCBI's taxonomy places the organism in Eukaryota, Metazoa, Chordata, Actinopteri, Centrarchiformes, Sinipercidae. The transcript has 9 exons. Gene Ontology annotation, cellular component: endoplasmic reticulum; Golgi apparatus. Bases 624 to 2048 code for a protein of 474 amino acids. Gene Ontology annotation, biological process: peptidyl-L-cysteine S-palmitoylation; protein targeting to membrane.